Halteromyces radiatus is the source of this 3002-nucleotide messenger RNA. Its product is annotated as alanyl-tRNA synthetase. Gene Ontology annotation, molecular function: aminoacyl-tRNA deacylase activity; alanine-tRNA ligase activity; amino acid binding. Gene Ontology annotation, biological process: tRNA modification; alanyl-tRNA aminoacylation. The transcript is spliced from 9 exons. The record is from RefSeq and is a predicted model, not a curated record. Gene Ontology annotation, cellular component: mitochondrion; cytoplasm. The coding region runs from base 21 to 2894 and encodes 957 amino acids. Lineage: Eukaryota; Fungi; Mucoromycota; Mucoromycetes; Mucorales; Cunninghamellaceae.
AAAACUUCCAGUUUAACAAUAUGACUGAAUCUUGGUCUGCUAAAAAGGUUCGCUCUUCCUUUAUCGAAUUCUUUGAAAAGAAUGGUCAUACUUUUUAUGCCUCUUCUCCUACGAUUCCUCAUGAUGAUCCUACUUUACUAUUUGCCAACGCUGGUAUGAAUCAAUAUAAACCUAUCUUUUUGGGUACCGUUGAUCCUUCUUCUCCUCUUUACAACUUGAAACGAGCCACCAACUCUCAAAAGUGUAUUCGUGCAGGUGGUAAACAUAAUGAUUUGGACGAUGUUGGUAAAGAUACCUAUCAUCAUACCUUCUUUGAAAUGUUGGGUAACUGGUCUUUUGGUGAUUAUUUCAAGGCUGAAGCUACAAAAUACGCUUGGGAAUAUUUGACCAAAGUAUUAAAACUUCCUGAAGAUCGUCUUUAUGUCAGUUAUUUUGGUGGGGAUGACAAAUUGGGACUUGAACCUGAUCUUGAAGCUAAAAAGAUUUGGAUGGAUCUUGGUGUAGAAGAAAAGCGUCUUUUACCUGGUGAUUCUAAGGAUAAUUUCUGGGAAAUGGGUGAAACUGGUCCAUGCGGUCCUUGCUCCGAAAUUCACUAUGAUCGUAUUGGUGGUCGUGAUGCUGCUCAUCUUGUCAACAUGGAUGAUCCUAAUGUAUUGGAAAUCUGGAACGUUGUGUUUAUUCAAUUCAAUCGUGAACAAGGUGGUAAACUCCGUCCUUUACCUAACAAACAUAUUGAUACCGGUCUUGGUUUGGAACGUCUUGUUUCUAUACUUCAAAACAAGUAUUCUAACUAUGAUACUGAUGUCUUUAUGCCUCUCUUUGCCAGAAUCAAGGAAAUGACUGGUGCUCGUGAUUAUGCUGGCAAAUUGGGUGAAGAAGAUGCUGAUGGUAUUGAUACUGCUUACCGCGUUGUGGCUGAUCAUAUUCGUACCUUGACUUUUGCUAUUACUGAUGGUGGUGUUCCUAGUAAUGAAGGCCGUGGUUAUGUCUUGCGUCGUAUCUUGCGUCGUGGUGCCCGUUAUGUCCGCAAAUACUUUAACGUUCCUAUUGGAAACUUCUUCUCUUCUCUUGUGGAUACUUUAGUUGAACAAAUGGGUGAAGCUUUCCCUGAAUUAUUGAAAAAGGUCGAAGAAGUCAAAUCUAUCUUGGACGAAGAAGAAGUUGCUUUUGCCAAGACUUUGGAUCGUGGUGAAAAAUUAUUCGAAAACUAUCUUGCUGCUGCCAAAGAACGCGGUAGUAAGACACUUUCUGGAGCUGAUGUCUGGCGUUUAUAUGAUACUUAUGGUUUUCCUGUGGAUUUGACUCGGGUGAUGGCUGAAGAAAAUGGUAUGUCCGUAGAUGAAAAGGAAUUCGAAGCCUCUCAAGAAGCUGCCAAAGAAGUCUCUCGUCGUGGUAAGGCUACUAAUGCUCAAGAAUCUGUCGCUUUGGAUGUACAUGAUUUGGCUGAAUUGGGCAAGAAUGAACAAGUACCCAAGACUGAUGAUUCAUUCAAAUAUAGUGGUGGUAAUGUUCAAGGUCUUAUCAAAAGCAUUUACUACCAGCAUAAAUUCCUCUCUGAUACCAAGGAUAUCCCUGAAGGUGCUAAUUUUGGUAUUUUGACGGACAAGACUAAUUUCUAUGCUGAAUCAGGUGGACAAGAAUAUGAUACUGGUAGUAUCAUCUCUUUGGAUGGAAAUACUGAAUUUGUGGUAGAAGAUUGUCAAGUAUAUGGUGGUUAUGUACUUCAUGUGGGACAUUUGAAAUAUGGUUCUUUCAAAUAUGAUGAUCAAGUUGAAUUAUCCUUUGAUGAUUUACGUCGUUUCCCAUUAAAAAACAACCAUACUUCGACCCAUAUUUUGAACUUUGCUCUUCGUCAAGUAUUAGGUGAAUCUAUUGAUCAACGUGGUUCUCUUGUUGCCCCCGAAAAACUUCGAUUUGAUUUCUCUCACAAGUCGGCUGUUACUCCCAAACAACUUGCUGAAGUGGAAAAGAUCUGUAAUGAAUUUAUCAUCAAGAACUCACCAGUUUACUCCAAAGAAGUUCCAUUACCCGUUGCCAAAGCUAUUCAUGGACUUCGUGCAGUCUUUGGUGAAACUUAUCCUGACCCAGUACGUGUUGUAUCUAUUGGUUAUGAUGUGGAUGAAGUAACUGCCGAUGUGUCAAAUCCUAAAUGGGCUACUACUAGUGUUGAAUUUUGUGGAGGUACUCAUGUGACCAAGACAGGAGAUAUCAAGCUGUUUGCCAUUCUUGAAGAAAGCGGUAUUGCCAAGGGUAUUCGCCGUAUUAUUGCUGUGACUGGAGAAGAAGCUCUUAAAGCUGACCGUGUUGCCAAAGAAUUUGCUCAACGUUUAGACCAAUUGGAAAAGAUGACUGACAAGGCUCAAGUUGAAAUUGAACUCAAGAACAUGGCUCGAGAUCUUGAAACAUUAACAGUAUCUGUGGUUGCUAAGGCUGAAUUCCGUGAACGAUAUAACAAGAGAAAGAAGGCAUUUGACGAAUUGGAAAAGGCUCGACAAAAGGAACAAGCUUUGGAAGUGACGGAAGCUGUCAAGAAAUACUUUGAAGAAAACGCUGAUGCCAAGUAUGUGGUUUUAUCAUUGAAUGUAGGUAAUAAUAGCAAGGCUUUAUUGGCUGCCAUCACCUAUGUCAAGUCAAAUCUCAAGGAUAAGGCUGUUUAUCUCUUCUCAUCUGAUGCUACCUCUGGUCGUGUUGCACAUAAUUGUUUUGUUGGUAAAGUUCUCAUCACUAAUCAUGGUCUCAAGGCUUCCGAUUGGGCUGGCGUAGUUGCUGAAAAAGUGGGUGGGAAAAAGGGUGGCAAGGAUGAAUCUGCCCAAGGAUCUGGUGAUAAUAUUGCUGGUUUAGAUGAUGCUAUCAAGGUGGCUGAAGAAUUCGCAAAAAUGAAGAUUAGUGCUUAGGACUCUUUUUUUUUUUCAGCAAGUUGUGAUCAUAUUAGCAUAGUCUAGUCUUGUUAUUAUUAUUAUUAUACUAUUUUAUUUUUAUUAUAUAUAGUUUAUUGUAUGUAC